Messenger RNA from Daldinia caldariorum, 3728 nucleotides. RefSeq names its product DUF221-domain-containing protein. The transcript has 3 exons. The coding region runs from base 326 to 3319 and encodes 997 amino acids. Gene Ontology annotation, cellular component: plasma membrane. Gene Ontology annotation, molecular function: calcium-activated cation channel activity. The record is from RefSeq and is a predicted model, not a curated record. NCBI's taxonomy places the organism in Eukaryota, Fungi, Ascomycota, Sordariomycetes, Xylariales, Hypoxylaceae.
AGCGAACGCCUUUAAUCUGAUCGCCUUUGUUAGAGAAUAAGAACUUGUAUUCUCUUGUCGAAGAAAAAUACAAAACGCCGACAGCAUCCUAUCGUCGAGUCCAACGAAAAGACAUAAGUUAUUAAAAGGAUAUUAGACUACCUACCUGUUAUCCGAUGUUCUCUAAACGUUUGCGAAUGAAUCCUAUACGAACUUAAUCGUUUCUUCUUCUUUUCUUAGGACAAUUGGCCACCAAGGAUUUGCCUCUCCGGGCCUCAAAUUGACUAUCAUUUGGAACUCACUUCCGCUCCCGGCCACGGACGGCUAAUCAAGCCUCUGCGAUAAGAUGGAUGUUUGGGCUCAUGCGCGGCUCCUAUUACCUAGGGAUGGUCCAAAUCCGGUUGUAGAGCUGCUAGAAUUGCUGCAGAACCCUUUUAAACAGACGCUUACAGACGGUGCUAUCUGGUCCGCCUUGGGCACAUCGCUAGGAUUUACAGCAUUUAUCGCUCUUGCUUUUUCCUUCGUUCGACCGUAUAAUUCCGUUGUCUAUGCACCAAAACUCAAACAUGCCGAUGAAGAACAUGCGCCGCCGCCGAUUGGUAAAGGGUAUCUUGCGUGGGUCGUGCCGUUAUGGAAGACGAGUGAGAAAGAUAUGAUUUCCCAUGCCGGCAUGGACGCCGCUAUGUUUAUACGAUUCACAUCUAUGUGUCGCAAUAUCUUUCUUGUGCUUGGUAUUCUUGGGUGCGGCAUUCUUCUCCCUGUCUACUACACCCUCAACAGCGACAAGACAGGCAAUCAAAAAUGGUUCAUGAGACUGACACCUUCAAAUGUUAACGACCGACCUAUCUGGGCGACUGUGCUAACAGCAUAUGUGUUCAACUUCGUCAUCAUCGGGUUUCUGUGGUGGAACUAUAGGGAAGUUCUGAAGCUCAGACGGGUAUAUUUUGAAACCAAGGAGUAUCAGCAGAGUUUAUCUGCCCGGACACUCAUGUUGAACGAUAUUCCCCGAAAAUAUGCGAAUGACGAAGGCAUUGCGAGAAUCAUUGAUGACGUUGUCCCGCACGCUUCAUUUGCCAAAACAGCCGCUGCCCGUAACGUUAGGGACCUCCCCAAUUUGAUUCAGCAACACGAUCAUACCGUUCGAAAGCUUGAGAAGGUUUUGGCCAAAUAUCUCAAAGAUCCUCAAAACCUACCUGCGGCUCGACCAACGUGCUAUCCUUCUAAGAAGGACCCGUCAUACAGCACUUAUCCGAAGGGACAGAAAGUUGAUGCUAUCGAAUACCUCACCCAGCGAAUAAAGGAACUCGAGUUGGAAGUGAAGGAGGCCCGGGCUAACAUUGAUAAGCGCAGUAGCUUAUCUUAUGGUUUUGCCAGUUAUGAUGAUAUCUCCGAAGCCCAUAGUAUCGCAUAUGCUCUGCGCAAGAAGAAGCCUCAGGGUGCUACCAUUGUCUUAGCUCCAAAACCGAACGACAUCAUAUGGGAUAACAUGCCCCUAACCCCGGCGACGCGAAGCUGGAGAAGGCUGAUUAUCAACCUCUGGAUUACUUUACUAACAAUUGUCUGGGUUGCGCCCAGUGCCAUGAUUGCUAUUUUCUUGGUCAAUCUGAGUAAUUUGGGGUUGGUUUGGCCUGCUUUUCAGGCUCAGCUGUCUGGUAAUACCGGUUUCUGGUCCAUUGUGCAAGGUGUCGCGUCUCCAGCUAUCUUGUCUCUGGUUUAUCUGGUGCUUCCUAUUAUCUUCCGUCGACUUUCAAUCAGAGCUGGCGAUCGCACAAAAACUGGACGCGAGCGACAUGUCGUUGGAAAGCUUUACGCUUUCUUCGUCUUCAACAACCUGAUCGUCUUUUGCUUCUUCAGUACCAUCUGGAAUCUGGUUUCGUCAGUUGCUAAAAACCCGCAGAAGGCAUGGGAUACCUUAUCAAGCUUCGGCGUGACUCUGUUCAUCUCUCUGUGUGAUAUCUCCUCGUUCUGGGUUACCUGGUUGCUGCAGAGGAACUUGGGCGCUGCUGUUGAUCUUGCUCAACUGUGGACCUUUAUCUACAGCUUCUUCAUGCGCAAGUUUUCUAGUCCCACGCCGAGGGAGAUGAUCGAACUCACAGCGCCUCCGUCCUUCGACUACGCCAGUUACUACAAUUACUUCUUAUUCUAUUCUACUGUGGCCUUAUGUUUCAGCUGUCUCCAACCUCUUGUUCUUCCAGCUGCAGCAUUGUACUUUUCCAUCGACGUAUGGUUGAAGAAGUACUUAUUGCUUUACAUAUAUGUUACGAAGACUGAGUCAGGUGGAAUGUUCUGGAGAGUCUUAUUCAAUCGAUUCGUCUUUGGCACCAUCCUCUCCAAUCUGGUGGUGUUCCUAACGGCUUGGGUGCACGGUGACGGAACCCACACAAUGGCUUUCGCAUCCAUUCCUUUACCCUUUAUCAUGAUUAUCUUUAAGAUCUACUGUUCAAAAACAUUCGAUGAUAAGAUUCAUUUCUACUCAACUCGCAACAUCCAAAAGCACCCCGAGGGCGCUAUGCAGAAGGAUCCGUUGCGUUCCGUUGGGCUUGCACACCGAUUUGGUCAUCCUGCUCUUUACAAGCCUCUCAUUACACCUAUGGUGCAUGCAAAAGCUCAGAAUAUUCUAGCUUCCAUUUAUAAAGGGCGUCUGACGGAUGGCCGCGAAGCUUAUUCCGGAGAUACGAUGUCUACAUCUGGUUAUUCUGAUGCGUAUAUCAUGAACCCCAUGAAUGCCGGCAGACCUGGGAAAAUGGCAAGCUUGCCAGGAUUUGAGAUAGUACCAGAGUCGAGGCUUGACUUCGAGUAUUAUAAGACUCGUGCUGAAUUUGCGUCUGAACAUGGUGGCGGUGAUAUUUUCGGCCGUUCCAACGAUGUUGCCCGUCCGAGUACGCCCAGUAGCAUGUGGAAUGGAAGCGAGCCACCAUCAAGAUCAGGAAGUCCGACGAUCCCGAGUAUUCCCAAACUGGACAGCCCGGGAAUGAUCAAUAGAACCCAUUCACCUGGUUCAGACGUAGGCAUGACUUACCCAAGCGGAUACAACCAACCUUUGAGCAGUCCCUACGCUCCCGAAACUGGUAUUGGCCGAUCACGUAGCCCGUUGUAUGCACAUGCAAAUGACAGCGGAUCCAGCUUAGUGGCAAAUGCAGCGGCAAUGCCAGUAGCUACCUCUCCUGGAUAUAGAGGACGAAGCCAAGAGCGAUCUCUAAGGGCACCAGGGGGCGCAGGAAUGCUAGGAGGCGGCCCGCGAGGUUACGGCAAUCUACCACAAGAGGACAUUGGACCGCCAGAACAGGACCCUACGCAAUAUAAUUACUUCCGAGAAGCGAGGACUUCACGCAGGUAUUAAGAGCAACUCACUACCAAUGAGGACGAAUGUACAUAUAGCUCGGCGCAAGAAAAAUGCAGGUUUGGCUAUAGGGGCUUUCGGCGGCACGGAUGCGGCGUUUCUGGCUGAAGACAGUUAGACUUGGUGACGACGAUCCACGACGACGUUUUUGAUGUCGAGUUAUACGCUAUAAUAGAAAGGGAUGCAUGAUGACGACUUGAUCUUUUUUGGAUAGAUGGGACUCGGGUCUUGCUUAUAGCCGCCGACUUGUCUUAGAAUUUGCAAGAAAGAAGAGUAGCCGACACGCCUAGAGGGCCGUCUUAAAUAUUAUUAAUGUUUUACGAUUGCUAAGUUGAAUAUCUCCUAGAUCCUUGUAGAUUUGUUUGUCGAUGUAAGGGCGAAGUAAACUUUAUUGAGAACCUUAGGUCUA